Messenger RNA from Bemisia tabaci, 3392 nucleotides. RefSeq names its product nicotinamide riboside kinase 1. Lineage: Eukaryota; Metazoa; Arthropoda; Insecta; Hemiptera; Aleyrodidae. The record is from RefSeq and is a predicted model, not a curated record.
AAAUCAAGCUACCACUGAGGUCACUGUCAUGAACGAAGCGGAAAUGGCUUACUGCAAGUUGACUCCAUGAGCAAAUUUUCAUGAACCACUUUUUCAACUGACGGUGAUGACAGCCAGAUUACUUGGCGCUGUCCUAAUCUUCUUGAGCGUGCUAAGUUUCAUCUUGUACUCUCUGUGGGUUGUGAUCAUCCCUGUGACAGGCUGGGAUUUUUUGACUCCGUUUUUUCCUCCUGUUCGCUAUGCCAUGUUAAUUCCAGCAGUAGUCGGGACGAUUUUUAUCUCUUCCCUCGUAAUAAUCACUACAUAUUCAAUGAAGACUGUUUGAGCAGAACGUUUGCUCCAAUACUUUGAUGGCAUAGUGGAAGUGGAUCCAGCAUUUCUCAGUUCAGAGUUGAAGGAACCAAGCCAGUGCGACUGCUCUUGGAAGUUGUUUUGAGGGAGGAUUUUAGAAGAGAGAGGUCCCCUGGUGAUUUGGAAGUUCAAGAUCUGUCGCUAAGCCAAAAAUGCGCGAAGAUUGGAUCGUUGUCGCCCUUGCAGGUGUAACCAAUUCAGGGAAAACUACCGUCACCAAAAAGCUUCAUUCCAUCAUCCCAAACUCGGAGUGCAUUUUUCAAGAUCUCUAUUUUCGAGAUCCCAAUGAUCCGAAUCACAAAUACGUGGAAGAUUUGAAACACAACAAUUGGGAACUCUUGACCGCUAUCAAUACGGACAAAAUGUGGACUGACAUCGAAGAGAUACUUAGAAGGCCCCGCAUUGAUCCGAGCAAGAAAAACGUCCUUCUCAUCGAUGGAUUCCUUGUUCUAAAUUUCCUGAAAACAGUGGAAUUGUGUGAUCUUAAAUACUACUUGCGACUGUCCAAAGAAGUUACCUGGGAGCGCCGGCAGACGCGAUCCUACGACCCUCCGGAUGUCCCUGGGUAUUUUGAGCAAAUUGUAUGGCCAGAACACUUGAAAAGUUUUCAGCAAAUGCUAGAGAUGAACAAGUGUGUAGUAUUGAUUCAUGGAACUUGCCCCGUUCAGUUUACGACAGAGCGAAUUUUGCAAGACAUCGAAUGCAGAUUAUAAUUGUAGGUUGAUUAUUUUGUUUGACAAGGUGUGUUUUUUUUUUUGCAUUAGCAGCCCUUAAUACUUUCAUGUGCUCAUUGAGUUUACUCUUUAAGGCAAUGUCUUGGUUCUUGGCAAAGACUUAAUCGAGUAUCAUGCUAAUGGGUUUUAAUUCUGCAAUUAUUAGCAGAAUUUUUACGAUCUUCAUCCCUGUGUUAAGAUUAUUUAGUAUUGCUGGUCCUCGUAAACUGCAACCAAUUCUUUGGCCACUUUUUAAAUUUCACAAUGUAUGCUAUCGCAGUUUAUUCUACAGUGGACAGAAAUCAUAGAAGAAAAAACUGCCAGUGCUGGACAGACAAGUUGAUGGCCAUUUUUUGGGUCAUGUAAUGAUGGAAUUCCUUUGCUGCAUAGUGGCCAAUAGGAUUUGGACAAUUGACUUUCUUCGUAGGCUAAUUGAUUUUCAGACUAAAACAUGAAUAAUGAUGCAAAUUCUGUUGUGAACUAUUUUCCUAAAAAAAGGUAUUUAACUCACUCAAAAAGAAAAUGUAAACUGUUCAUCAUGGGCUUGUCUCAGUUCCUUAAGAACUCACAGCCUCUCAGUGUGCUUAAAUUUGAUUAAUCGAAUAGGAGGAAUUAUCAUAACUGUUAAAACCAGAGUAUCUCCAUCCUUAAAGAAGGUUAAACUCAUAAAAUCGCACUCAUUUAACUAUCUAAGGCCACAAGCAGCUAUGAUAUGAUGGAUGAAACAUUUUGCCAUAAAAAUCUCAGCACAGACCACUCUUGUUCUACUGCUUUCAACAGGUUACCCCAACUAACUUUUCAACCAAGAUUUUCACCUUGCCCUCCUUCGUAUUCAAUCAGGUCUCACUUAAAUACAGAGGACAAUUUUUUUUGUUAAGACAUGGUGUUUUGAAGGAGACUUUUAAGAUCUCAAGUAAGUGUGCAUUAGUUUCCUCACUGUUUCCUCCGUUUAACAAUCUUGCUGGGUUUUUUCUUUUAUGAAAACCCACUAAAAGGAUCAGAACAAUUUAAAAUGAAUGAAAAAUUGUUAUCACACUCACUUGUAUUCAAAUUUUUUUUUUUUUUUUUUUUUUUUUUUUUUUUUUUUGGAAUGCAUUUUGGAGCACAUUAGGCCCCAUCCUCAGCCAUCAGCGAAUUUCUUCGAAAUGCCUUUGUCAUCUCACAUUACUAACCUUACUGUGGCACCCUUUUUGUUGAGUUCUCUGAAACACAUUGUCGAGUUUAACAGCAUCUCGUUUUGCUGUACCAACUCCUUGUUUUUUUUAGGAAUUUUUGUGUUACCUUUUUAUUUUUUGAGAAAUAAUAACGAAUGAUGUCUCAGACUUGAAAAAGGUGCGUUUUAGCAACCUUGAAGCCUAAUGCUCCUCCGUUUGACAAGCCCUUGUACUAUAGUGCUUUUCGUUUUCUAGACAAUAUUGAAAAAUAUAUGAAAUGGAAAAUAGGAUAAAAGCGUUUCAGAUUUCCAUUGUAAUUGCCUCUAAUACAACAUGUAACAACUUUUCGACCAACAUGGUCCAUACAGCUGAUGGACUUGAUUUAAAAAUUUUAAAACUGCAUUUUGCAUAAUUUAGUUGGACGAUCUGAAGUUUCAAAGUGAAGAUCCUGUAUUAUUUUGCAGGUAUAGAUCGUAAUCUAUCUCCAGCAGCUCAAAAGACAAGUAGAAUCAUCCUCAUUUAAAAAAUUUAAAUUUUGAAGAGGGUUCUGGUAGAAGAGCUUAUAAAACGUAGGCACGUUCGUUUCCUAGAUCGGUCCAGAUAGCUACUGCUCAAAGAAACAAGCACACCGCAACUAUUAAGGGCUUUUCAUCCGGAACCUUCCUCAAUUGAUUGCUCUCAAUCUGGUUAUUGGGUUUUACAUUUGUCAUUUUCAUGUAAAAUUUGAUAGUUUAUAUAAAGUAAAAAUUACUGAAGUAACAUCAAGUCGGAUAAAUACAAUUAAUAGGAUGUCUCACACAGAGCCUGUAUUUAGAAAAAAUCUUCUGCAUAGAGAUUUCGUCGUAAAAAUUCCUACGACCCCCCCCCCCCCCCCCCUUCUCUUAUUUUCACCCUUAUCAAUUUGCUCACCGACGGAGCAUUGAUGUGUUUGUUAUUUUUUUGGAGCUUUUUGCAACAUAGCCUUUUAUUUUGUGAUUUGUUGCUUGAUUAUUAUUAAUACUUAAUAUGGCCUUAAUGCGGUACGAAGAUUUAGUAGCAAGCCUCUUUAUAUUUUUAUAAUGUUUCUAUUGAUCAGAAUUAUCAUGAAGUUUCAAAUGUUUUUACCACAAAUAUCAAGAAAGAAGUAAAAUUCAUUUCAUGCUUGGAUGCUUGGUACCUUCUCAAAUUUGGAGUU